GCUAGAUACGAGCCAAUCAACUGCCGCGCUUAUUCUACUUCUAUGACUCGAAAAAAAACAGUAGCACGCCGCUUCACCGUGGGAGACAGAACGGCAUCCGAACAGCAUCCGAGCCGCACCGACAGUCCGCAUACCAGCCUCAGUGUAGUACCCUAAUGGCAACGGAGGACAAAGGAAAAACGGCGGCGCCCCAGGCUUUACCGGAAACGGGAUCCCUUUCAGCAAUAACAACACACAGCAAUCUAAACAACAAUAACAACAACAAUAAUAACAAUAAAGACAACGAGGGAAACGAAGGUGCCACAACAGCCACGUCUACUGCUGUUGAAUCCAGUGAGGCUGAAAACAUCAUAGGAAACGGUUCAGCUGUUAAUACCACUGGAGGCAAUAACGGCAAAUGGGUUCGUCUCAACGUCGGUGGGACGGUGUUUCUAACGACACGACAAACGCUGCUAAAGGAACAAACUUCAUUUCUGUACCGACUGUGCCAGCAGCAAGACUUACAUUCUGACACGGAUGAAACUGGCGCUUACGUGAUUGACCGAGAUCCCACCUAUUUUGGUCCCAUACUCAACUAUCUGCGACAUGGAAAGCUGGUUUAUAACAAGGAGUUGGCAGAAGAAGGUGUCUUGGAGGAGGCAGAAUUCUACAACAUCACACCGCUGAUUAAAUUAAUCAAAGAGAGGAUUCUUGAGCGAGACUCCAAGGCCACACAGCAGGUACCACCAAAGCACGUGUAUCGGGUGUUGCAGUGUCAGGAAGAGGAGCUGACCCAGAUGGUGUCCACCAUGUCGGACGGCUGGAAGUUUGAGCAGGUCAGCGUGCGCGCCUGCCGAAAACCCCGCCCCGGACUGCUCUGGACUAUGGUGAACAUUGGCUCAUCUUACAGCUAUGGAACAGAGGACCAGGCUGAAUUUCUGUGUGUGGUGUCAAAAGAGCUGCACACCUCGGGUGGAGGUUUGGGGACGGAGCAGAGCCACAAGACUAAGACAUCGGACACUCAGGAGGAGGAUGGAGCAAGGAAGGAAGAGGAGGAGGAGGAAGAGGAAGAGGGAGAGAGAAAUGCCACCCCCAAUGAGUGGAUUAGAGAUUAGCAGAAACUUGUGUCAAAGGAAUUGCUGUUCCAGAUUCAUGGGUCCCGGAUGUAGGAUACAAAGAAUUUUAUUUUUCUAGAUAUCCAUUUUUUUUCUUGUGCUCAUGAUGCUGUUUUUAUAGCCAUACUUUUUUAGAUUUGUUGACUCGAACAACGGGUAUUAGCGGGAGACAACCAGCAGCAAAAAAAUUGAAUUGAAAUUAUCCUAAACGCAAAAGGCACCUGAGGUAUUAAGAAAAGAUCACAAUUACUUAAUCUUAGUACAUGGCCUGCUACCAAAGAGUGCAACCUAGUAAUGGGAUAUUAUAGUAAAUUUUAGUAAAUAGUAAAUGCAUUUAAACAAUAACUAAAAGACUUAGUCUGGCUUCGUCGGGAUAGACACUGUAAUCGAUAAUGGAAAGACUGUGUGGAUAUGAGACUGUAAUCAGUUAUUUAGUAUUUAGAGUUUAGGUUUUGCACAUUUACUAUAGCAGAAGAACGGCGGCUCUGCUACAGACACGGGUCAUGUCCUGUUCCAUCUAGCAUCAGCUGUGGGUAAAGUGCCAGCAGUGUCACCCUGGCAGACCACCAGCAGUGCACUUUACCCCUAUUUACAGUCUGUGGAAGUUCAUUUUGAUAGUCGUUGGCGCCGGAUAGAAGGUCAGAGUGUCAUUAGAGGUCACUGGGAUAUUACAGGGCUCGCGAGGGUUCUGGCUGCGUUUGUAUGCUGUAUAUGGAUUUUUAAUAGGUCCGGGGCACAGUUUACUUACAAUGAAUUUAGUUUUGUUCAUUCAGCUAAUGUGCUGGAUUAUGAUACCGUGUCACUUGUUAAUGUGUUUUGUGUGAAGGGUAGAUUUUUUCAAAAGGAACUAGCCUGGCAAUCAAAACCGUUCCAAUCAACAUGCCUCAAUUCAACAAUUGAUCAAGCACCUUUUACUCUCUUUAGAGGCCUAGAGCCAUGCAAAUUAGCUUUCUUUGGGAUUUUUAUGUGCUGUGGGCUGAUUUGCAUGUCUAAGCUCUAAGCUUGUUUAUUAAAUAUGCUGUAGUUUUGCACAAAUUUGCAUAGAUACAGUGCCCCUAAACAUAUUUGGACGCUUAAACCAUGUUAAAAAUGCAUGAAAGUCAUCGCAUUAUAGGUGCUGGUCAUAUAA
Megalobrama amblycephala (Wuchang bream) is the source of this 2223-nucleotide messenger RNA. RefSeq names its product potassium channel tetramerization domain containing 17 (gene kctd17). Gene Ontology annotation, biological process: proteasome-mediated ubiquitin-dependent protein catabolic process; protein homooligomerization. Gene Ontology annotation, molecular function: cullin family protein binding. Gene Ontology annotation, cellular component: Cul3-RING ubiquitin ligase complex; cytoplasm. Lineage: Eukaryota; Metazoa; Chordata; Actinopteri; Cypriniformes; Xenocyprididae. The transcript has 7 exons. Bases 156 to 1094 code for a protein of 312 amino acids. The record is from RefSeq and is a predicted model, not a curated record.